AUGGAUGAGCUCCUGAGCCCUGUGAGCAGUACCUACUACAAGCCUAGUGGUGACGAGAAGCCUCUGGAGCACGUCAACCGGACCCCCCCACAGGCGUCCUCUGUGCCAUCGAACUUCGAAGCAUCUUCAAUAGAGGAUGUUAUUAAGGCUCUGAAGAGUGAGCCUGACUAUGAUGUCCUUAUAUCAGCACUCAGACUAUUGAGUUGCGACAAUCAGAAGCUGAGAGGGUUCAAAAUUGGCUCCCCCGGCCCCGAGGCUGCACAGGUCAUCCAGACUUUGGUUACAGAGAUUGUCCCAAAUUAUUGGACCUUGCUCAAGGAGUCAUGCGUGGAAGAUGGCAAUGCAGAUCUCGAUCUUUUGCUCAAUGCCUUGAGAAGUCUGACCGGAUUAAAUGCGAUACUGCUCCGUAUACGCAGUCAUAUACAGGAGAAGAAAGGCGAGACUCCCGAAGCCAAGCGGUCAGACGUCUUGCUGAACCUCAAGAUUGACCUCGAGGUUCUCAGCGCCAUCCUGGAGGGGCACGGCCGUGUCAUGGGCAUCUGGACAGCCGUGUCUGAUGGCGAGGAUGUCGUAAAGCGACGCAUCAUGUCGAAGGAAUUUGUCAACGUUCUUGGCAGUGGCCGAAUUAUAUCGCUCUCUGCUGAAGCCGAGGCCCUCAUUUCUCAAGAUCGGACCAAACUCAGCUGGAUCGCUGAUGGGUUAGAGUACUCGAGAUGGCUUGCUCACAACAUUCUGGCCUGGUCAAAGGAAGCGCAGGAGCCUGAGGGAGAAAAGAUAGUAGCAGACUUGCUGUCCAAAGUAAUGCACUUGGGGUACUCUGAAACUGUCAUCAAAAUUAUCGUUUCGGAAUUAAUCAACGAACACCAAAGAGACGAGUCCCUUCAGGCCAUAUUCAACCAUCUACCUUACUCACAACAACGUACGAUAUUGUUCGGCCUGUUGAAGUCUCUUUCCGAGACUUACCUUAAUGAUCUAGGGGCCUGUGGUGCUCCUUCGGACGAAAGCAUCAUCUCAGCCGCAGCAGGAGUAGUGACAAAUCUCGUUGCAGAUGAGCCUAAAUAUAGGUCUCAUCUGAUUACCUGGUUGACGACUGCUACUGGGGCUGGACUCGGCGAUGCUGUUGGCAUUCGGCGUGCCAUCCUCGCAGUGCUGGCCCCGAAUCAAGACGACAUCAUAACGGUCUUUAGCAAAAGCUUAAGUCAGUUCGGCGACUACCUGUACAUCAGACAUACCCCCGUGUUACAGCAAGAAGUACAUGCACAAGUUUUAUUGCUGAGCGCUGGCUAUCUACAGAGACUCGCACCUCUCAAGUUAGCGCUACAGGUCAGAGGUGGCACCUUCAUGCAGAUGAUAUCCAAGAGACUUGAAGCCUCCCAAACCAGAGCCCGUUUGUUAGGUAUGAUUGUUGGCGAAGCGCUCUCGCAACUGGUAGAGAAGAGCGACAAGAGACUCGAUUUCAAGAUGGAGGAAACAAAGUCGGAAGAGGCUCUUUGGUACAAGAGCUUGGUCGAAUUGUCGGACGCUGUGGGCUCAACAGACCCGUUGAAAUCAAGUUUGCUGCAUGUUCGAGAUGAUCGAACAAAACUUCACAGACAAGCAAGGAAGCCUGCCUCAACUCCCAAACCUGCUUCGUCAACUGGCACGACAAGAGUUAUCAUUGAGGAGGUAGACUCCGAUGAAGAGAUGGAAGAUGACAUAAUACCACUGAAGAAGCCCGACGAUGACGACGAAGAUUCCGACAAUGAUCCAGAGACGGUAAAAAGGGACAGACCAAAAGCCCCUGUCUACGUGCGAAGCCUCAUCACAUACCUGCGGGACACCGAGAAUUACGACCGCCAAAAGCUGGCUGUCACAACAGCGCCGACAUUAAUAAGGCGGAAGGCUAACUUUGGAACUGAAGUCAAGGAGCAUGCUGAGGAGCUUGCGACGCUCUUGGUUGGACUUCAAGACACAUAUGAUAUCGAAAAUUUCGACGAUCUGAGACUACAGAGCAUGAUAGCCAUCAUCGUGGCUCAACCACAGAAAAUGGGUCCUUGGUUUGGCAAAACCUUUUUCGAUGGUGAUUACUCGGUGGCCCUGAGAGUUUCGGUCCUCACCGUACUCGGUCUCGGCGCUCGUGAACUGGCUGGGUUCAUUACCUCCGAGUUCGCAUCAGCAGCGUCUUUUCCUUCCAAAAUGCUACCUGAGCGCAUGGAGAAGCUCUACGUCGAAGAUGUGACCUCUGGCAACCAGCUGCAGUCGUCCUCGACGCUCAAGGCGUUGCCUCUCACAGCACUGGAUACAAUUUCCAAGUCUCUCACGUCCGACUUCAUGGCACCAAUAGCAGCCAAUGCCGCAGACACAGCAACCGGUCCAGACGUCCUAAAACUCUCGACUUUCAGAUCUCGCCUGGAGCAGCAAAACACUUCCGUGUCAAAAGGCAGAGAGAAACCUCGUAUCCGCGCCAUCCCCAAUACAACUGCUCAGCUCAUCGCCACGUCAUUCUUCUUCCCUCUCUCAGCCCGCUUCCAGUCGGCCAUUCGUUCAAGUGCCGGCCGUGCACGGGGUAUCAUCUUCCAACCUUUCCUCCUCUCGCUCUACCUCAAGACCCUUGCUCUUCUCCUACAUGCCGCGGGUCCAAGCACCCUCGCCUUGCCAGACAUGACCACCGAACUGUGGGGAAUCCUGCUCGGGAGUAGUGUUCGGGCGCACGCCGUCGGCGACCUAGGAGUAACGCACGCCAUGCUCUUUGCGUUACUGACAAUGCUGGAGGUCAAUGGCGACAGGAUGAGAGAUAUCUGUCAAACUAUGAGCAGAGAAGUGAUCGAGACCCAAGAGUGGGUUGUACAGGUUUUUCAUGGCAUCAGGGGUGAAGACGGCAGUGGGGAGGAGGCGGAAGUCAAGGCAUUGGCCGCAGGUUGUUUGGUGAGAAUCAAUGAGGGCAUGGAGAAGUAUCGAAUGUUGUUGAUGGGCGACAUGAUCGGGUGAUCCGGGAACAAGGCGGACUCAAGAUAGAAGGUUUGCUCGAGCAAUGGGUCAGGGCCAUUCCAGCACUGUAGGCAAAUGUUCACAGGCGCGCCGCACCCUUUAUCAUCCGGAGGCUUGUUCAGGACAGCAGAAAAUAAUACAAACGUACUUGUC
Messenger RNA from Cryphonectria parasitica EP155, 3120 nucleotides. RefSeq lists its product as uncharacterized. Gene Ontology annotation, biological process: protein stabilization; telomere maintenance via telomerase. The coding region runs from base 1 to 2967 and encodes 988 amino acids. The transcript has 2 exons. Gene Ontology annotation, cellular component: cytosol. Gene Ontology annotation, molecular function: telomeric repeat DNA binding; Hsp90 protein binding. NCBI's taxonomy places the organism in Eukaryota, Fungi, Ascomycota, Sordariomycetes, Diaporthales, Cryphonectriaceae. The record is from RefSeq and is a predicted model, not a curated record.